Molecule: messenger RNA, 788 nt
Organism: Drosophila navojoa
Lineage: Eukaryota; Metazoa; Arthropoda; Insecta; Diptera; Drosophilidae
Product: mitochondrial import inner membrane translocase subunit Tim22
Biological process (GO): protein insertion into mitochondrial inner membrane
Cellular component (GO): TIM22 mitochondrial import inner membrane insertion complex
Molecular function (GO): transmembrane protein transporter activity
Source: RefSeq, a predicted model, not a curated record
AACUCUGACGCAACAGCUGCUGCUUGCGAUGUGAUAACAAUUUUAACUAUUUCCACACGCGUCUUAAAUUUACAUAGUUUCAUCCAAAUACUGUAUAAAAAAUAGAUUGUUUAAUAAAACACAGUCAUGUCAGUGGUACCCAAGGAUGAUCCCAAGUCCGCUGAGGCGCCCAAGCCCAGAGUCUUAGACACUGCGGAGCUUGACAGAAUGGCCAUGCAUUUUGUGGGCAAUCUGAACAGAUAUCGCGAGAAUAUAGUAAUACCCAAAGGCAAUGGGCCGGUCAAAAUCAAAACAAACGAGGAGAAGCUCAUCGAAACAGCCGUGGAGAGCUGUGCCUUCAAAAGUGCUAUGGCCUGUGUAAUGGGCUAUGGACUGGGCGCUGCUUUGGGCUUGUUCAGCGCCUCCGUAAAUCCAAAUAUGGCCGAUCCGUUCGCCAAUGAAAAGAAACAGACGGCGCGUGAGGUGUUCCGUGAGAUGCGCGCCACAACGCAUUCAUAUGCCAAGAAUUUCGCGUUAAUUGGCGCCGUCUUCUCUGUGGUUGAGUGCACCAUCGAAAGCCAACGUGGUGUCACCGAUUGGCGUAACGGCACCUAUGCAGGCGGCAUUACCGGCGGCUUGAUUGGUCUGCGAGCGGGCAUCAAGGCAGGCAUCAUUGGCGGCCUGGGUUUUGCGGCAUUCUCCACGGCGAUUGAUUACUAUAUGCAUAUGAGAUAAGGGGUGUAGUUAACAUCGUGUGUAUAUAUGUAGCUCGUAUAAAUGUUUGUUCUUAAUUACAAAUCUCGUCUUUA